CACCAGCAGUGCACGGGCGGCCGCGGCGAGGGACGUGUCUGGAGACUCAACAGCGUGCACGUGCCGAAGACAUUUCGACGGAGAAGACACUUUUUCUCCUCCAUCAUGUCUUGCAGAAGCACUAGUUGGCUCAUCUGCGUCUUUAUGGCAGUAGCCAUAGCAGCUGACUGCAGUGGCUCGAAGUCCACGACAGACUCGUCCACCGUGUCAGCAGUCGGUGAGGACGGGGAGACGGCGGCCGCGGACCUGGCUGCCCUGCUGGACGCGAGUAGCGGCGCUGUGGUGACUCUGGUGGCGGGCGAGACGCGGCUGGUGGCGCACAGGGCUGUCCUCGCCGCCAGGAGCCCCGUGCUAGCCGCCAUUUUUGCCCACGACGCGCCGAAGGCCAGCGGCGGCCAGGUCAGCGUCGCGGACGUGGAGGGCCCGGCGCUGCGCCACCUCGUGGCCUACUGCUACACCCUCCGGGCCCCCCAGCUGCGCGGCACGGCCCCCCAGCUGCUUGCCGCCGCUGACAAGUUCGGCUUGCCGGCUCUCAAGUCUGCCUGCGAGCAGCAGGUGGCCGCGCAGCUGUCCGUGGAGACUGCGGCGGCCGCAGCUGUGGUCGCAGUCAGGCACGGCACUGACAGCCACAGGCAGGCCGUCGUGGCCUUCGUAAAGGCCCACCUGCUCCGCGUGGUGGCCACCCGAGGUUGGGUAGAGGCGACGCGAAGCCACCCCGAGGACUUGCUCGAAGUGAUUCGGCUGCUGUCUCGUCCGUCAAACGAGACCGACACUCCAGCCACUGGAGACAGCAGGGACACGGCGGCCAGCAGCUCCAGCGAGAGCAGCUGCACUCCCGUGGCAGCCGCGCCACCAGUGGAAGCCUGCCCCACUCCGCCACCUGGUGACGCUGAAGUCUGUCGCAUGAGGAGACUUUCGGGAAGAGAGAAGGGCAGGAGGCUGCUGGAAGCAGCUCAGCAGUCACGAAUGUCAGAAAUGCGAGCCCUGCUGGCUGCAGGUGCGGACGUGGGAGCGACGGACAGCGACGGUUGGACCGCCCUGCACUGGGUGGCAAGAAAUGGACAGGUGGAGAUGGCCAAGUGUCUACUGGCUGCAGGGGCAAACGUCGAGGCCAAGGGUCAGUGGGAAUGGACCGCCCUGUUCUGGGCAGCACGACAGGGGCAAGUGGAGGCGGCGAAGGCUUUGCUUUCCGCAGGGGCUGACCUGGAGGCGAGGGACAUCUGGCAGAACACGCCCCUGUUCCUGGCUGCAAUGACUGGACACACGGCUGCCGUGCGGUUUCUGGUGGCGUCCUGUGCCGACCCCAACGCCACGGAGGAGAAUGCGACGACUCCGCUGCACUGGGCAGCGUACAAUGGGCACGCAGAUGCAGCAGCUGCACUGUUGGAGGCAGGCGCCGACAAGGGGGCCAGGAAUAGAUUUGGGCGCACCCCUCAGGAUGAGGCCAGGAAAUGGAACGACCGGCAGCUGAUAAACAUGCUUAGCUGA
Molecule: messenger RNA, 1488 nt
Organism: Schistocerca cancellata (South American locust)
Lineage: Eukaryota; Metazoa; Arthropoda; Insecta; Orthoptera; Acrididae
Product: neurogenic locus notch homolog protein 2-like
Exons: 5
Coding region: 106-1488 (460 amino acids)
Biological process (GO): positive regulation of transcription by RNA polymerase II
Cellular component (GO): nucleus
Molecular function (GO): protein binding; transcription cis-regulatory region binding
Source: RefSeq, a predicted model, not a curated record